This is a messenger RNA of Seminavis robusta, 1284 nucleotides long. The record is from the annotation of a GenBank genome assembly. Lineage: Eukaryota; Bacillariophyta; Bacillariophyceae; Naviculales; Naviculaceae.
AUGCUGUUCAUGGUCACGGCAUUUCCCCCGCUUCACACCGUUACUACUACUAGACAAAAGUCGUCAUCCGUGCUGAGAGCCAAUAAUAAUAACAAUGACAAUAAUAGUGACGAUGGUAUCAACCAGGAUAAUCCGCUCAAAGGCAUGGAGCUCACCAGUGCGUUGGCACGGAUCGACGAACAAUGGCAAAUACAGCAACGAAAAGCACCGGGACAAUCGCGAUGGACCAAACUCGUACUGCCCAAAGAAGAAGAAGACGAAAUCGCGGAAGAUGCCUCCUUUGAACAACCACUAAAGAGUGACGACGAAAUUGUCUAUCUUCUGGAACCAACCAACUCAUUUUCACCAUCCUGUCUCAUUGUUUUUGUCGGUGGCGCUGGAUUGGGACAAUUUCCACAAAUUGCGUAUAGUGAAUUCCUCAAAAGACUCUCGGACAAACUGAAUGCUGCCAUUCUGACAGUCCCCUACACGGUUGGAUUGGAUCAUUUUGAAUUGGCCAAAACCACGGGGGAUCAACUACGGAGAGCCAUUCUCUACUGCCAAGAUGAUCCCAAACGACAAUAUCCAGAAACCAUGCCAGUCUUUGCACUCUCCCAUAGUUUGGGAUGCAAGUUACAAACAAUCUACGUGGCGGCUACCAAACAACAGUACCGUGGGAUGGGAUUCAUCAGUUACAACAACUUUUCAUUUGGACAGACGCUGCAAAUGGCACGAACUUUUGCCGAACAGUUGCGGGGAAAUUACUACGGUGGUGACGAUGUAAUGGAUCCAUCUGUCAAAAGCAAAUCGAACGAAGCAUUUGAUAUGAUCUUUGGAAUGGCCGAGACCGUCUUGAAUGCGGUCGGAUUGGAUUUUUCUCCUUCUGCUCAAGAUACCCAACGAAUUAUUCAGCUCAAGUUCGAUGACGAACUACAACAAAAGACGAGACUCUUCGUCAUGGAUCAAGAUGAUAUGGAUAGCAGUGCUCAAUUUGCCGAUAGUUGCGACGGCACAGUUUCGACCAGCGGAGUGGGAGGAACCCACUUGACUCCUGUCUACUUCAAGUUGGGCUUGGAAGAUUUGCCGCAAGAUAUCCCGCGAGAGCUUGCCGAGGAGUUUGCCGGAGGUUACGAGAGUGCAGCAUUUGGUGAUGAAGGCAAUAUGAACCAGCUAAUACAGGAGGUGAGCAACUGGAUCUUGGGACGGGACCCCUCUAGACCAGCGCAUUGGGCUGCUACAGCAACUACGACAGGAACCGAUAGGCUCAUUUCCGGUGGAACAGUGGCUGACAGCGAGGGACCAUAA